Molecule: messenger RNA, 2013 nt
Organism: Echinococcus granulosus
Lineage: Eukaryota; Metazoa; Platyhelminthes; Cestoda; Cyclophyllidea; Taeniidae
Product: Pyruvate kinase isozymes R/L
Exons: 11
Coding region: 1-2013 (670 amino acids)
Biological process (GO): glycolytic process
Cellular component (GO): cytoplasm
Molecular function (GO): potassium ion binding; magnesium ion binding; pyruvate kinase activity
Source: RefSeq, a predicted model, not a curated record
AUGCCUGCAAAGCCAAAUUCCCACUUAAGUUAUAUGUCCCAACUGGAUAUUGAUCAGGUGGCAAACAAUAUUCGGCAGACGUCAGUUGGGUGUACAUUAGGGAAAUCGUGGGCAUCGAAGGAUCAGCUUGCUAAAAUGAUUGGUGCCGGAAUGAAUAUUUUAGUUAUCAACCUAAGCAUGGUAACCAGAGAUGUUUGCAAGGAUGUUGUGAAGUGCAUCCGCGAGCUCGAAGAAUCACACAACUAUGAGCGUCUCAUAGGGAUCACGAUUGACGUAACUGGGGCGCCAGUUCGAACAGGAACAUUUAAGGAAGGACUUUCAUAUGAAGCCAGAAUAGAGGAAGGAAGUCGCAUUACAUUGACUUUAGAUGAGGAGUACAAAUUCUGUUGCACGGAGGAUUUAAUAUUCAUUGAUACCCAAUUCUUUCCCAAACUAAUUCAUUACCUUCGUAAGGGGGAUCGCAUUUAUCUGGACGAGGGCCAAGUCACUCUCGUGGUUAGAAAUAUUGGUUUCGACUGCAUCAACUGCAUAGUGGAGGAAGGAGUCAUAGGUCUGCUUGGGAGUUUUAAGUGUGUUACGGUUCCGCCAAACAGACUCAAUCAGGAGAUUCUUUACUCAACUUAUAUGAAGGAUCUUGAGUUUGCUGCUGAAUGUGGCGCUGACUUCGUUUUAACAAAGUUUGUGGACAGUGGUAGCGUGAUUGAGGAAGCCCGGCGCAUCCUUCCAAAAACAGCAAAGGUAUUUACUAAAAUAGAAACUCGGGAGUCGGUUAAAAAUCUUCGGGAGCUUAUAGCUGUCUCUGAUGGCAUUUUGAUUUGCCGUAGUGGUCUGGCUAUGUAUUAUACGCCGGAGAACAUAUUCAAGAUUCAGAAAUACAUUGUUGGUCAUUGUAAUGUGGCUGAUAAACCUGUCUAUGUAACAGGGCAGUUGGCCGAAUCAAUGAUUUCCAAACCGAGACCGACACGUGCCGAGGCCUCGGAUAUUGCAAAUGCAGUGCUUGAUGGAGUUGAUGGCCUUUUGUUAACAGUCGAAACCUCUUGGGGUAUGUAUCCGUUCGAUACUGUCAGCGUUGUUGAUAACGUUUGUCGUGAAGCUGAGCGUGCAAUUUGUUACGAGAUAUCUCGGGCUGAACUGAACUAUUGCCGAUUGCUGCGUGGCCAAGUCAAUGAGGCGAUCAAGAAUGUCACCGGCGCUUCUGCCGUGGAGGCAGCCGACAGUUGCGGUGCAUCUGCGAUAUUCGUUAUAACCACAACCGGAGCUUCGGCAAUGUCCAUUGCAAUGUCAAGACCCUCCUGUAUCGUGAUUGCAAUUACGGUUGAUAUCGCAGUGGCCCAUCAUUGUUUGGCUUAUCGAGGCCUCCACCCGUUUCUCUAUACUGGUGAGCGUGUGGCCGAAUGGUGUGAGGACGUUGACAAUCGGAUUAACGCUGCCAUCAAGCACACGCGGCUCACGGGUCUGGUGAAAGGCGGCGAUCGCAUCAUCGUGGUGACAGGCUCGGUGGGCACCAGUGGCAGCACCAACACCAUCCACAUCUUCACGCUUGAGGGGGAGCACUCAAAACUCCGCAUUGUCGGUUCCUCCCAUGAGCUGUCGCAAGUGGAAAGCCCCUGGUCGAUAGGAAACACCUCCACUGCCUUUCCCUUUCCCUCCACGGUUGGCGCGAUUAGGGCGCAACAGGUGUCCGGUGCUGGGCCGCGCUACUCCGUGAUGCUGAGCCAUGUGAUGCCAUCGGGCCGCAAGUACCUCAUUGGUUCCUCUCAUUCGGCGCGGAUUGAGGCGGGACUAUUUUUCGAAACAACAUCAAGCAGCUGUUGGUUGUUGACUACCUCUAAUGAGAUACAAUACGGAAAUGGGUAUUUUUAUGUCAAGUCGGGGCAGUUGGAGCGUCUUCCUCUUCCUCCUACCCCGUGUCCCGGUCCAUAUGUCAUAGUGUGUAUGGACUGCUUAUGGCUGGGCGCAAUCGUUCGCCAACCGGAUUCCUCUUGCGGUUUUCAAUGCAGUCAUCUGAUUUAA